UAGUGGAGAUAGGUCCACAUGAGGUAAAAUGAUGGGAGGGAUUCUCCGGCCUUAUUCCUUUAUGUGUAUAAUCUGUGGUGAUCAUGUCACUGAUGAUGAUAAUCAAUGAAGGUGAUGAUGGUGCCUGUUAUCUCACUAAGGAAUAAAGGAAAAGGAAAGACAAAAGAAGGGCAAAAAGAAAGAAAAAGGAAGAAAGAGGAAAGAAAGGAAGGAAGGAAAUCUUUCAGAAUGCUUUCUCUCCCUUCCAGGAAGACUCUCUCAAUCUUUAGCUCUGCCUUUUCUGGUUAAUUUACUUUUAAUUGGGGGCUUCUUCUUUGAGGUAGUCAAAGUAGGUUGUGAAUGAAUUUGAAAGGAAGAGGUGGUGGGAGAAGAUGGAGGGGUGUGGCUGUUGGGCUGGGCUGAAGCAUCACAUAAAAGAAGCUUGCAAACCUACUACUUCCAAAGAUUCUCCGCACACUCUUCCUAGAACAAGCCUGGUUUAUGAUGCAGCUACUGAGACCAGAUACCUGAAUGCCAGCAAUAGAGAGCUCUCUGUACCUCCUGAAGCUCUAGCAGAUGCCGCCGACAUAUGUCAGGAAAAGCGAGCUUCAGGUCGGCUGCUUCAGUUUACGUUUCAAGAACUCAAAUCUGCUACUGGCAACUUCAGGCCUGAUAGCAUUCUUGGGGAGGGAGGGUUUGGGUUUGUCUUUAAAGGAUGGAUUGAAGAAAAUGGUACAGGCCCUGCAAAACCAGGUUCAGGUAUUGCAGUAGCAGUCAAAAGCCUGAAACCAGAUGGAUUACAAGGACACAGAGAAUGGGUGGCUGAAGUCAACUUCCUGGGACAGUUGCACCACACAAAUCUUGUUAAACUUAUCGGGUACUGUAUCGAAGAUGAUCAACGGCUGCUUGUCUAUGAAUUUAUGGCGCGUGGAAGCCUUGAAAACCAUCUAUUUCGAAGAUCUCUGCCUCUUUCAUGGUCCAGCAGGUUAAAAGUGUCCAUUGGUGCAGCUAAAGGCCUUGCCUUCCUCCAUGGGGGCGCAGAGCCUGUCAUAUACAGGGAUUUCAAGACAUCCAACAUUCUGCUAGAUUCGGAGUAUAAUGCAAAGCUAUCAGACUUUGGACUGGCAAAAGCUGGGCCCCAGGGUGACAAAACACAUGUUUCUACCAGAGUUGUUGGUACAUAUGGUUAUGCUGCACCUGAAUAUGUGAUGACAGGGCAUUUGACAUCAAAGAGUGAUGUUUAUAGUUUUGGUGUUGUGUUGCUGGAGAUCCUCACUGGUCGAAGGUCGGUGGACAAGAAACGGCCAAGUAGGGAGCAGAAUUUAGUCGCAUGGGCUCGUCCAUAUUUGAGUGAUAAAAGGAAGCUGCACCUGUUAGUCGACCCACGUUUGGAGCUUAACUAUUCUGUAAAAGGUGUGCAAAAAGUCGCUCAGCUAGCUUGCCAUUGCCUGAACAGGGAUCCAAAGUCCAGACCGUCAAUGGAUGAGGUUGUAAAGUUCUUAAUCCCAUUGCAAGAUCUCAAUGAUCUGGCAUGCUUGUCAUUCCGCACCCAGCCAUCUCAACAGAAUUAUUGCAAGCAGAAAUCAAAUGGCAGCCAACAGGCCUCUUACAUGCAAGCAAGAGAUAUGAGAAGUCCUGUUGUCCACACUGGCAAGCACAAAGGGAGUUAGAUAACUGUAUAUUUGUCACAGACGAGAUGAGUCCGAAGCUGCUUGUGUGGUGUGACGCAGUGUUCAAGUUCUUGGUUAUGAUUUUGGACUGAACAACCAGGAGCUCAUCCACAUUCGUGGGCAACCAAGUAGCAACUGAAACAUAAAAUUUGAUAAAACUGUAAAAUUUAGUUACCCCUAAAGCCUGUCAAGAAAUAUUGACUGGUUUGAGGUACCUCAGAUGUUGUUUCCCUUUCCCAUGUUUGAAAUCAAAUUGUAUAUCUUGAGUUUUAGAACUCUUUCACGUUCCAACUGAUGUCACAGUUAAGAUGCUGGUGCUGUUGAAGGAAGCUUGAUUGCUGAAGUUUUAUAUUUA
This is a messenger RNA of Nymphaea colorata (pocket water lily), 2004 nucleotides long. Its product is annotated as serine/threonine-protein kinase PBL34-like. The record is from RefSeq and is a predicted model, not a curated record. Gene Ontology annotation, molecular function: ATP binding; protein kinase activity. NCBI's taxonomy places the organism in Eukaryota, Viridiplantae, Streptophyta, Magnoliopsida, Nymphaeales, Nymphaeaceae. Gene Ontology annotation, biological process: protein phosphorylation. The coding region runs from base 372 to 1649 and encodes 425 amino acids. The transcript has 6 exons.